GACAAGAACGUUAGCCGGGUUUGUUCCAACAUAUUUUCUUAGUUUUUUUUUUUUUUUUUAAGAAAAACAGGACUUUGCCAGCUGUCAUGGCAGAAUCUCUUCAAUAAAAACCUACCUCGGUUGCUUGCAUGCAAAUAUGAUAAUCCAAUAUAAUAAUACAAAGGAGCAAGGUGCCGGGGCUCACCUUAUGUAUAAAACCAAUGGUAAUCACUCUCAAGCAAAGGUAUAGUUAUACUUUACUUUCAAGUUUCGAGCAAGAGAACAAGAAAACCAAAGGAAGGGAAAAUGGCUUGUUGGUCUGCUGAGAAUGCCACCAAAGCUUAUCUCCGAGCCUUGAAAAUGGGAAAAAGAGGCAAAGAACCCGAUGUAGCCGAGUUCAUAUCAGCCAUCGCGGCUGGAAACAAUGCACAGCUCAUGGUGAUGACAUGUGCUGGCGUUACCGGACCCACCGCACUAGCCCUGGUCGCGGCCGCUCGUCAAACGGGUGGCCGAGUGGUGUGCAUAUUGAAUAGUCUCGACUUUUAUGAUGCAUCCAGAAGAGCUCUAGGAAACUAUGCAGAUUGUAUCAACUUUGUCAUAGGGGAUGCCAAGACGCUUCUAAAUGAUUACGAAAGCGCAGAUUUUUUUCUUAUUGACUGUAAUAUCAGUGAUGACAAGGCAGUACUAAGGGCAGCACAAGAGGGUGCAAAACAUGGAGGAGCCCUCAUUGUAGGGUACAAUGCCCUUCAUAAGGGACCAGGUGGGAGGAGUCCUGAUGAAUUUAACACCCACUUCCUGCCUAUUGGAGAAGGCCUGCUGGUGAUCAGAAAAGGCACUCCCAGCAAGGCUGGUUAUGGAGUUAGCACCAGAAGAAGAAGCCAUUGGGUUGUUAAAAUAGAUAAAUUGACUGGUGAGGAGCAUGUUUUUAGGAUCACUUCACCACAUCCGAAAGAGAUCAAAGCUUAAUCAAGGCAAAGCUUUGCUUUUACGAACUCGAUCUUUGAGAAGCAAUGAAAGGAAAUUGAUUAGAGUAAAAUUAGAAUAAGAUUCAAUUGAUCCUUUUCAUGCUACUAAUUUUCUAACCAAAGUUGUAGAUAAUUGUUGGAGAUAUUGACGACCAUGUAACACCCCAUCUGGCUCUGUAAUUUUGGAAGAAGUUAGAUGUUAUUUUAUGUACAUAUAACCAUGUUCUUUUCUUUUGGAUAAUGUUAUUGUUAUGUAAUUUAAAUUUUGUUCAAGAAAGAAAGAGGGACCUAAUUGGAAAAUGCCAAUUUCUCUUUUCUUUUCAUACUUUUGUCAUGUUUGAUAUUAAUUUACUUGUUAAAAAUUAAAUUCUCAGCAUAUUUUAAACAUUUAUAU
Durio zibethinus is the source of this 1338-nucleotide messenger RNA. RefSeq lists its product as uncharacterized. NCBI's taxonomy places the organism in Eukaryota, Viridiplantae, Streptophyta, Magnoliopsida, Malvales, Malvaceae. The record is from RefSeq and is a predicted model, not a curated record.